Coniophora puteana RWD-64-598 SS2 is the source of this 1052-nucleotide messenger RNA. RefSeq names its product peroxisomal membrane protein PMP47B. Gene Ontology annotation, cellular component: peroxisomal membrane. NCBI's taxonomy places the organism in Eukaryota, Fungi, Basidiomycota, Agaricomycetes, Boletales, Coniophoraceae. The transcript is spliced from 8 exons. Gene Ontology annotation, molecular function: AMP transmembrane transporter activity; FAD transmembrane transporter activity; ADP transmembrane transporter activity. The record is from RefSeq and is a predicted model, not a curated record. The coding region runs from base 99 to 1052 and encodes 317 amino acids.
AAUCAAUCCACACUACUUACAAGCGUUGGCAACUACUUUACAUGCUGGAAAACGUCCACUCCCUCAACGUCCACAUCUACCAGCCCACAUAGAACAUUAUGAGCGACUCUACCAUUCACGCACUCGCUGGGGCAGCCGGCGGAAUCGUCGCCAUGUCGGUGACGUACCCCUUGAUCGUCCUCUCCACCCGCGCGGCUGUAGAGACCAAGUCUGAGUCCAAGUCUACUUCGCAAGCCGUCCUUGACAUCGUUAAGCGCGAGGGUGUUCGCGGACUCUAUGGUGGUCUCAAUUCGAGCUUGCUGGGCAUUGCAGUGACCAAUGGAGUGUACUACUACUUCUACGAACGUUCGCGGGGCACCAUCCUGAAAUCACGCGAGGGCUCCAAAGCCCUCAGCACGCUCGAGUCCAUACUCGCCGGCUUCAUCGCCGGCUCGGCCACGACCGUCAUCAGCAACCCCAUCUGGGUCGUGCAGACAUCGCAGGCCGUCCGCGUCGAGGUCCCCUCCUCGGACCCGACGCAGGCCCGCCAGGUCGAGAAGAAGCUCGGCUUCUUCGAGACCAUACAGAAGAUCCUCGAGAAGGACGGCGUCGGCGCUUUCUGGCGCGGCAUCGGCCCUGCGCUGGUGCUUGUGAUCAACCCUGUGCUCCAGUAUACGGUGUUCGAGCAGUUGAAGAACACGCUGAUUAGGAGGCGCACUGUGAGCCUGCGCGCAGCGGGUGCAGGGUCCAAGGUUGCGGUCUUGUCUGACUGGGAUUUCUUCCUGCUUGGAGCUCUGUCAAAACUCGUGGCUACUGGAUCCACAUACCCUUAUGUUGUUAUGAAGAGCAGGAUGCAGGCAGGCCACGCCGAGUCUCUCAAGUACAAAUCCUCAUUACACGGUUUGGCGAUUAUUCUCAAGGAGGAAGGGUUCCAGGGCUUGUACAGAGGUGUUGGAAGCAAGCUCACUCAGAGCGUUCUCACAGCCGCCAUUCUCUUUGCAGGCCAGAGAAGGUUCUACGAAAUCACAAAACGGGUCAUAAGCCAAAUGGCGACAAAGAAAGUAGCUGCAUAG